Messenger RNA from Pelobates cultripes (western spadefoot toad), 12605 nucleotides. The record is from the annotation of a GenBank genome assembly. NCBI's taxonomy places the organism in Eukaryota, Metazoa, Chordata, Amphibia, Anura, Pelobatidae.
GCGGAAGGAGGCAGUGGAGGAGGCUUCAUUUCAGUGCGAGUCUGCGAAAUAGCGGCACGGUCCUCUUUGCUCAUCGAGACACCGUCUGCCUUCCUCUCCUCCCCCCCAUCCUUUCUCCACCGUUUCCUCGGCCAUAUUUCUAAUUCGGCUUAAUAAUGGUAAGUAUAUGUAUCAUGGUGGGGGGACGGGGGGUGGAGGAUUGUGGGAGUUUGAGCAUCACAGAGACCCCGUUGUUGGAGAUGCUGCGGGGGCAUCUCCCUCAGGCCGCCAUUUUCUGCAGCCACCGUCAUGCUGACGGUCGGUUCCCCUGACCGGCAGCCUAUCUUCAGUGGCCGCUGAGCCAAGACGCCGGCUGUGUUUUUGUUCCCACUGUACCUGGCUUAGACUAUCUAGCAGCCUUUAACUAUCUUAAAGCUGGAAUUGUGACAUGUCGACGCAAUCUGUGGUGACUGCAUUGCACACUGCUUACCCGUUAUCUCACGGCUGUGAUGCUCAGGAACACCUGUAAUGAUGGCGGCCGCGCUCCCCUUUCUGGCUUUCUCUCAUUGAUGCCGACUUUACGUUGGGGGGGGCGCUGCGCGCUCACUCUCUCGCGCUCAGUGUGUGUCGCGCGGCGACAUGACAGCCCUUUUGGUCCUCGAGCAGCGAGUGCCGUUAUAUUACUGGGUGUGGCCAAGGAUCGCGUUACGGCUCCAUCCGCACAAACAAAACGCCCGCUGACGGAUGUUUCAUACUAUUUGAGGUUUUGUUUACCCUAGUUUGUCUGGAAUAUUUCCAUGCGCAUCUUAAGAUGCAGUGGUUGUGAUUUUAAGGUGGCUUUAAAUGCAGGACCACCCCCGGUGAGUGACGGCAGGGAUGGUGCCGUUACACGGGCGGGUGCGGUGAAUUGUCAACUGGCUCACAGAGCAGUCUGAAGGCUCGCGUGCGCCUGGUGUCUGGAGGCGCGCGCGCAAUCCGUUAGUGUGGGGUUUUUUUAAUUUUUUUUCCUUCUUGUCUUUCUGUGGCUGUCCGCGCGCCCAGCGCUCCCUCCCGCCGUUACAUGUCCCCGAGCUAGUUAGUGAGGCCGUGUCAGUGGCGAGCAGUACACAUAUAUUAAAUGUACGAGCAACUUCUAGCGGCUGUCAAGCGUUAAACAGCCGUUGUGACUACACUGGAAACUGAUGUGGAAAUACAAACUGGGCAUGAUAAUGUCCUCCUUCCCUGUGUUCUGGGGGGGUGGGAUCCUAGCUCAGGGAUAGGCCGCUUUCAGCACUACAUCUCCCAUUAAUGCUCUUAGCCGCAAUGGACCAGAGUCAGGGGAGAUGCAACCAUCAGCGCCCAUAAUUUGGAUGGCAUCUUUCUAACUGGAACAAUAGUAUUUUAUUUAUUUAGCACCAAGUUUCAAACCCCCUCUGGGACAACUGGUCAGGAGUUUCCCAAAAAGAGAACUCGACACAUUACUUUUGUAUAUUAAACUUGCCGUCAAUGCAGAAGCUUAAAAAAAAAAAAACCACCACUGAUUCUGAUCAGUUUUUAUUUAUUGUAAAAGGAAAGAAACUAAAAUACAAAUAACUGUAGACCACUUAACUUUUUUGUUUUAAUUUAAAAAAACACAACUUGUGCAAUCAAAUGUGUCUACAAUUGAGCAUCCAGGCAGUUUCCUCUCUGCACCAAUUCUGUAAUGAGAUCAGUAAUGUCAGAUGGUUCUAGUAGAGAAUGCAGGCAUAUGGUGCAUGCACAGGAAUUGCCCUGAUCUGUCAGUCCUAUGCUGCUUUGAGAAGCACUGGCUGCUUUAAGUCAACCUGGUGCUUGCGGAGUCAGAGCACAUCCUCCUCGCUCCUAAAUCGAUGAAUAGCAGACUAAAGAACCAUUUACUGUAGUUGGACCACCAGGGAUCAUGGCCUCCCUCCAAAUUCAGAUUAGUGAGUAACUGUUCUAGUCUUUAGGCGGAUGUCCCAAUCUGGGUCUUUUUUUUACUGCCCUCCUGACUACACUACAUCUAGCUGCCCCUAGGUGCAUGCGUGCAUAUGUGUGUGGAGAUGCACUCUUCGGUCAUUAUGAAAGUGGUAUUUAAUGUACCUGAAGGACACAAAACAUACGCUAAACAUCAUUGGUAGUAUCAAACUUAAUGGGGAUGCCAUCUUAUGCAGUCUUGAUGUUGAAAGCCUAUAUAGCUCUAUACCCCAUGAUGUGGGAUUGCAACAUCUUAGAGCAAUCAUGGAUAGAACACCAGUGGUUUCGCUAAGACAUAAUGAAUUUAUUCAGGAUCUAAUGAGAUUCAUUUUAACUCAUAACCACUUUAUCUUUCAAGGCAAAUACUACCACCAGGUGAGAGGGACAGCUAUGGGGACGGCUUGUGCCCCCUCAUAUGCCAACCUCCACCUGGGAUGGUGGGAAAGCACUAUGGUGUUCAAUGCCAAUAUGGAAAAAUACACGAGACACAUUAAGUUAUGGAAAAGAUACAUCGAUGAUGUGCUAAUUAUUUGGACGGAUACAGCUGAGCUCUUUUUAGAGUUCGUGGCACUCCUCAAUCUCAAUAACAUCAAUUUGAGAUUAACCAGUGAAAUUGGGGGAAAUGUAAUUAAUUUCCUCGAUAUCACUAUCUCUUUAACAGAUGAAGGAGACCUAAUAUCCACACUCUUUCGUAAACCGACUGCAACGAAUAACCUGUUAAACUGGAUGAGCUAUCACCCUCCCUCAUUAAAAAGAGGGAUUCCAAUUGGGCAAUACCUGCGCCUUCGAAGAAAUUGCUCAAAUAUUGAAGACUUUAAAAUAAAAGCUAGAGCUUUACAACAUCAAUUUAAACAGAAGGGAUACCCGAAUAGGUGCUUAAAAUAUGCAUAUAAACGUGCAUUAUGUGAAGAGCGGUCAGAACUGUUAAAGGAUAAAAUAAUUCCUAAAUCAACACAAGAGAUUAUUAGGUGUAUAGGGAAUUUUGAUGCAGGUUGGAACCAGAUUAUGAAAAUUCUAGAUAGAUUUUGGCCCCUCCUACAUCAAGAUAUACACCUACAGAGAGUCAUUACCCCAAGAGCUUCUGUGACAGCCAGAAGGGGACGUAAUAUUAAAGACAUUUUGGUCCCUAGCCACCUAAAGAAUACACCUCAAAAAACUACAUGGCUAAAAUCCACUGUCUUAGGAACAUACCAGUGUGGCAAAUGUAAGGCGUGUAAAUUUAUACGUAGACCAUCAAAAAAGUUCCAAGAUUCCUUGGGACAACAAGAUUUUUUUAGUUAAAAAUUUCUUUAACUGUCAAACUACGGGUAUUGUGUACUUACUGUCAUGCUCCUGUAAGAAACUAUACGUGGGCAAGACCUCACGAAAAUUUAAAUUUAGGAUUGGGGAACAUGUAAACUCGGUCAAUCCGAAAAGAUUGGUCGAUACUCCAGUCUCUAAACACCUUAAAUUACAUCAUGGUGGCUCAGCAGAGGGCAUUAGAUUCUGUGGCAUUGAAAAGGUGAUUCUUGGACCAAGGGGAGGCGAUUUGGAUAAAAGGCUACUCCAAAGAGAGAGCUUUUGGAUCUACAAAUUGAAAACGCUUUCUCCCCUGGGCCUUAAUGAGGGAUUCUCGUAUGCACCUUUCAUACAAGAUUAAAACUGUACAACCUAACUUUGGUCUGUGUCGACACACUUUGUAUCUCUAUAUACCAUCAUAAAUUAUGUAAAUAAGCAUUGCAUGAAGGGUGGUAAAAAUCUAUACCUUGAUAGUUGCACUUGUAAAUUUCUGUAACUAGUAUAUGUAGAUGUGGGCUUAUAUAGCCACUCUUUAGAUUACUAUAUAUAGGGUUUUAUGUAUUUUUUAAUCUCAACCUACCUACAGUCAUAAGGAUAGUGGUCAUGUUCUCUAGCUUUGUAACUUGAGGUACUAGUAUUAAAAUUGAUGAGUUAGCCUUUGGUACCAUUAUAAGAUGUUUUCUAUAUGAUCCCUAGAUUUGGAACUUAUAACAUGGGAUGAAUAUCAAUGCAGAACUAUUUGCACAUAUCUACAAGUCUAUUUAUAUGUUAUAAUACAAUAGCGAUCCCACAUACAUAAUUAUACACAUUGGGGACACUUUAAUAUAGACCGUUUAAUAUGCAGGGUAACAGAGGCUUAAAAUAGCAUCUCGUAAGUUUGAUACAUCCUGGACACGCCUACAUGAGUGAUAGACGUCUUGUGGACAUAGAGGCGAUCGUGUAUGGAUACGCCCACAUGACGACAUGUGGGGGCGUACCAUUGAUUAAUAUGCUAGUCCUGGAGCAGGACGGAUGACGUGUUGGCUCCGCCCCCUUUAGACCAUGUGGGCGGUAGACGCAACACGGAAGUAGGAGCAGCUAGUCAAACACACGUGGGGAACAGACUAGCUAUAUACGGAUUGGCUGUCGGUAGGAGGAACACCUGGACACUUAAGGUAUUUAAGAGAUAUCACUAUGAUUAGUAAGUUGGCACCUGACGAAGGUGCACUCUCUAAGCACCGAAACGCGCGUUGGGCGUUCUGCCAAUUUUUGACACUGGGCACUGAAUGGCACCCUAGCACUAUGAAUUGCACUUAACACUUUUCUCUUCUUUUCUUAAUCCUAUACCUGUCUAGUUAGUUUACCAGGGAGAGAGGCUUUAUAAUUUAAAUAUAUAUGGCAGUGUAUUUUUGGACUGACCAUUUGUUUCUACAAACUCUAUUCUAUAUUCAAUCUCUCUACAUAUUGGACUAUUCUAGACUUUUAUUUCCUGUAUAUAGGUAAGGUCUGCUGCUUUGUAAGAUCUUUUUCCAUAUUUGGCUUGAUUUGAUACUCAUUUUUUUGAGUUUGUAUAUGCUAGCAGCAAACAUUUACUCUGGGAUUUUUUUACAUAUAUAUGUGUGUGUGUGUGUGUGUGUGUGUGUGUGUGUGUGUGUAUAUAUAUAUAUAUAGGAUAUUUGUGGAUUUUUUGCACUCAGGAAGACAGAUAUUGGCAACCAGAUAAAUGAAUACCUUUACCUAUUUAGCAUAUGUACUUUAUUAAAGCUGUCAUAUAGGAGCUAAGGUUCUUUACCAAUUUAUAUGAUACAUUGCCAGUUCUUUGCUGUGUCCUAUGUGCAUUCCCUUUAGUAAGUAUAGGAAUACUAAUAUGGACUUCACAUUCAUUCUACAUACCUUUUACUAGAUUGUUUCUAUUGUGUAGAGACACCUGGAGUCUCUUGGCGGUAUUUGAGACUCUACUGUAUAAGUGGGUCCUCCCUGUCGUUUAGGGGGGUGUGACACACAGAUACAUAUAUGGUCUCAACUAUAUGUUCGUUUGGUAUUUAAUGUAUCAAAAGAUCUACCUACAUCCGAUUGACAUUUCAAGCGAUUUGGGUCUUUAUUUUGUGACCGGUCCUGGGUGCCACCAUCUUAGUGUGGGCAGGUGAAGGCCCUGUGGGACACAUCAUCUGCACACACUAGAUAGUGCUGUGAUUCCUGCGCAUGCCCAGUAAAACACCUGGAAUUUCGUUCAUUCAUCAGACUAAAAUUAAUAGAAAUUUGAAUGAACGAAGACCUCUUUGUUUGUCUGGUUUAUUACAAGGAGGGAUCUACCGGCUCGCUGUUCCCUCCUUGUAAUAUGUGAACAUGGAAGUGGCAGGGAGCAGUGCUCCCCACCACUUCCAAACUCCCUCCAUACCCCCCUCCCAUCAUUCUAUGAGGGUCAAUGGUGCAUUUCAGAAUGUUUGCAAACAAUAGGCACCAAGAUGCUUCCACUGACCUGAAGAGAUCCUUGGUGUAGGUGAGUGAGAAAACAGACUAAGGUCUGCAUAUGGUACCGGUCAGCACGCGAGUCAUGUGAAUUUGUAGCAAGAGACAAGUUAUUAGUAUUUGUGUAGGUCACCAUGUAUUAGAGAUGUUAUCAUGAGUGGUAUCCUGAUAUGCAUAACAAACUAAACCUAUAUUAUUUAAACAUUUGUAAAGAUACGAGGCACUUGCAAUCAGCAAGAAUCAUGAGACUAAACGGGAAGCUUAACUGAUUAGUUAUUGACUUCGCUGGACAACAUAUACAAGAGUAUAAAUCCGAUUUUUAGGGAAUGUUGCUAUGUAUCAAAUUAACAGGGAGAAAGAUGAAACUGGGAUAUGUUAAGACAUAGUUCCCUAGGAGGUUUUCAGAGGCUUGUGUGCUCAGUAUGAAAGUCUAGGCGAAACAAUUCUCUCUAGCACACCUAAUGCACUUCACCACUGAACAACUUGUCUGCUCUCUUGCGCCGUCUGGGAGCUCAUUCAGCCGAUUCCUGCUGAGGCUGUAUGAUAGUUCUCCUUCCCAGCGAGGCAGUGCAAGCCUUUGGACCCAGAUGUUGGCCGGUGUAGGCCAGCUUGCAAGGUCAGGAUGAGGCGUUGCAUACCGCUGGCUUGGAAACCUGGCAGGUGGAGUAAGUAGGCUUGCUAUUGGUAGCGUAGCACCAUGCCCCAGCCGUUUAAGUUUCUGCGGCAACUUGUGCUGAGAUGGAGUUAGGUGGGUCUGCUUUCUUUUCAGCCACUGUGAGUUGGGAGCCAUGUAAAGUUUGAUCGUUUAAACAUCAGGAUGUUGGAGUUUUAGUAGGGUCUCGCACGGAGCUCUCGCUUGGUGCAACCAGUUGGCUCAGCGGGCAGGCCCUGCUUUAUUUUUAUUUUAUUUUUUUUAAACCAUCCGGAAGAACGUCUUAUUGUUUGUCAUGGCGAAUUGUAUAUGACCCCCAUAUUAGCAUAAGGGAGAUUAAAAUCUCCCAAAUGCCCCUACUAGCUAUGCUGCAAGUAGGGGCAUGUCUACUAAACAGUGAGCAGCCAGUGGCCUGCCACUCCACAAAUCAAAGGGGACCUAGCACAGGUCUCAAAUUGGUUAUACUUUGAUUUUUAUAUAGUUGCAUGGAGAUGCCUUAGGAAUAGCAUCGGUAGUUGUCCUAGUGAUGCCAGAUAACUUACUAUGGAGGCGGGCCAUGCCUCUGACGUUUUUGGAAUCACUCAGGUGUGCAGCCAAACUCCAGAGCAGUAGGCCCAACCCACUUAACGAACAGCUGGGGGUGGUUAAUGAUUCAUUUAUUCAGUAUAAAAGCAGUUUAUUUGUAUUUGAUCAUUUCUUUGUGUCCUGAUGAAAGUUCCACCCCAGAACUGAAAUGUCUACAAUUCGUGACAAUAAAUUACUUUAUUGGAAAUCCAGGAGUGCCGGCAAGUUUUCUGUUUUGCAGUUUAGAAGUGUGGCUAGGCCCCCAGUGUCAUUUGGAUGGAGGUAGGAGUGCAAAGGCUUGGACUAUUUUAAUAUAAGUAUGUACCUUGGUUUACCAAUUUAAUGGGUUCUCCGGGACGUUUCUUAUUGCGAAAAGCUUGUAAACCGAAACAUGGUUUCUCAUAGGAAUGCAUUAAAAACCAAUAAAUCCGUUCUGGAGGUCAGAAUAAAGUCAAAAUGAGCUGGCAUGGAAACAAACCCACAAUGCAGAACACACAGUAAAAGGCAUGCAAAUGAUGAAGCUCGGCUCCCUACUUUUCCACCGCUUGAGAAAUGUACCCAAACCUACUGCAAAGAAUUUCCAGAAUGUCUCCAAAACUCUAUGCAAAUGCCACUCCCAACACCUUCACACCAGACACCACGUGCUACCCACAGACUCCAGCAUGCAGCAUAGCGGUGCUAUAACCCUCCCAGUUGCAAUGCAUCCUGGGGAAACUUGCUUUGUAUUGCGAAAAAAUUUUUUUUAAACAGAGGCAUUAUUUUGAAUGGAUUUUCAUUUGUAAACCGAAACUUAUGUUAACCAAGGUUUUGGUAAACAGAGGCACCACUCUGUGUGUAUGUAUUUUAUUCAUAAAGCUACAUGUAGACUUCAAAUAUAUAAAUAUGUAUAUGAUUUAAAUUCUACAUGCAUAUUUAUGUAUUUUAUUGAUUGCAAUUUGAGGGACCUGCCUGACAACCAGGCCGAUAGUCCAGAGAAUUUAAUUUGCUAGCACUGUAUUUAACCCUGUAACUUUCCAUGACACCCUAAAACCUGUACAUAGGGGGGAGGGCUCCUCUUUUACUCAGGAGACUUUGAACACAAAUUAGUGUUUAGAAACUGUAAAACAUUUGAAGAGUGUAUGGUAGCCCAUGAAUGAGAAAUAUCCCCAUGAUGACAUAACAUUUGCAAAUACCCAAGGUAUUGCAAGUGGGGUUAUGUUCAGGUGUUUGUGUGUGGGUGGUUUUUUUUUUUUUUUUUUUUUUAAGCCACUUAGUCUCUGACACUGGCCCAAGUUAGUGUUCAUAAUUGUGUUCUACAUUUUUAAAAAUAAAUGCUAACUUUGGCCAGUGUGUUUGAAUAAGUGGCUACUAAAAAAGACUGGACAUACCCCAUAUUGAAUACUCUGGGUUGUCUGCUUAAAAAAAGUACAUGUGAGGUGUGAUUCUCAGAUUUAUGACAGAUGUGUUACAAUGUAACUAUUGAUACAUUUUGAAAAUAUAUAUUUUGAAACGGCAAUGUCCUUUUAUAGCCCUAUAACUUGCAAAAAAAGCUAACAUGUAUUUCUAAACUAUUUAGCACAGGUGUUUUUUGGCGGUUGUAGAUGUGUCAAAGUUAGUUUUUUUUUACUUUGAUCAUUUACUAUAAAAAUGAUAUUUAAAUCUUCAGAAAGACCGUUUAAGGGUGAGAAACUGUAUAAUGUGUGGGUACAGUAAAUGAGUAAGAGGAAAAUUACAGCUAAACACAAACACCGCAGAAAUAUAGAGCUCUGGUCACUAAGGGGUUAAGAGAUAACAAGGCACACCAGAGAGGACCACUAAGGGGGAGAGGAACAAUAAAUAAAUAUUCUUGAAAACAAAAUCUGACUGGCAUGUAUAUUUUGUGCAUUUACCACUUAAUAAAACAAAUUUGCUUAAAAAAAAGAACUUUUUUCAAAACGGUAAAUGUACAGAGUAUCGGUAAGUUAUCUGCCUAAAAGUUCAGAUUCAGUAUCGGCUCUAAAAAAAAAAAGUAAAGAUAUCGGUCGAUCCCUAGUAAGUUCGGCAUGACAGUGCCGCUUUAAGAGCUGAAUGCUACACACUACACCCUUCUCCCUAUAUACCAUAUAAAACAAUAUUGGCUUUGGAACAUUUAAUAUAAAGUCACUGGAACUUCAGGGGUUAAUAUCAAUAGUGCAGUAGUCCUCUCAUUUUGUCCACUACUGCUGGGUGUUUAAGUGUGAGAGACAGAUCAGAAUACAAUGAGCCUGAAAUUCAAACACUUGACUAUUUGAAUCUUAAACUGACUUCUGCAACAGAUCUAAGGUUGUUAGUUUAUAAUGGGUGGGACGGUUUCUGUUGGUUCCUAUCUGCCCUUUAGGCCUCUGUUGGUCAUAUUACCAGAACAACCAGUUGGUGGGUCUUAAGCUCUUAGCACCAUGAACAAUAGAGCUCAUGUAGUCUACAUAUUCUGCCAAGUCAGGCUCUGAGUUCUUAAAUAGUUCUUCUUUUAAUGCACUCAAACAGCUCUUUAACCCCUUAAGGACCAAACUGGCAUAAAAGGGAAUCAUGACAUGUCAUGUGUCCUUAAGGGGUUAAAUAUUACUGCAGCCAUGACAGAAUGUCAUAACAUAGGUGUUUCAAAUUUGUUGCAGUAGAAAAAUAAGCUGCCUAGGCACACCCUAAUCCCCGUGGCCCGCGCUAUGUGCCUCCCUCCAUGGGCCACAGGAAGUGAGGGAGGCAGCUCAACUUGGUUCCUCUCGGUAACCGUGGCAACACUCAGAUCUCGCGAGAAUGAACUCUAGCCCCACAGGAUGGGGGGUUAGUGUUAACUCACCACUGGACCACCAGGGAUGGCAGCAGCACUGUUGCUCCCCCUACAAAAGGUUAGAAGGGAGGGUGGGAUAUUAACUAAAUGACCCGCACAUAUACAUCACCCUUAGACGCACAACCCUUACACACAUACACACAGCAGUGUAUGUGUGUGUGUAUAACUUAUAUAUAAAGACAAUGGUCUCGCUGUUUAUAUUCUGGUUAAUCCAGCCUUUAGUGGCUGUCUCAUUGACAGCCGCUAGAGGGCUUCUGCACUUCUCACUGAUUUUCAGUGAGAAGACGCCAGCGUCCAUAGGAAAGCAUUAUGAAUGCUUUCCUAUGGACUGGCUGAAUGCGCGCACGGGGCUCCUGCCGUGCAUUCAGCCGAAGAGGAGGAGAGCUCCUCGCCCGACGCUGGAGAAAGAGUUUAACCCCUUACUCCUUAGAGCCUGGCUGGGGGCACCCUCAGGGCACUAUAGUGGUCCUUUUAAGGGGUUAAAGCCGCUCCGCACUUUGUGUCCCGUUUUCUCCACCCAAAAUGUCUCUCAUAAAGACUGUUGGAGUUUGUGUGCUCUCUCGUGAGUGCACCACUGAGCAGGUGAAGAGCCAGGAACGGGAGGGCCAGCGGGAAGACACCUUGCUACAAGUAAAUAUACAAAAUGUAAAAGACCCCAGAAAUGUUCUUAUCUAGUGCAGUCCCGGUAUAGACUUACAACACUUGCAGAGCUUAAGGGCGUCCAGCGUCUAAGGGACUGAGUUGCUUAGUAUCAUAGAGGUGCUUCUAGAGGUUGUCUGAUAAACAGCCACUGGAGGCAGUCUUAGUCCUGCAAGGUAAUUAUUGCAGGAGUAAAUGGGACAGGCACUACACCUAGACCACUUCAAUUAGAAGAAGUGGCCUGGGUGCCUCUGUUGUGCCUUAACACCAAGUAUGAAAGGAAUACACAAGUGCGCAUGCAGAAUUUCCUUCACGUGCAUGGAGCAUCAUUGGUAUCACACCUCACCCUCUACACCAGGGUUUGAGAUAUAUGCUUUGAAUCUAGGAGCCAGUGGUGGGGGUGUGUGUGUGUGUUUUUUGUUUGUUUUUUUCAAAGCUGUUUAGUCACACUACCACUUAUUGCAUGAUCUUUGAUGUAAACCCUGCCUUUUCAGUGAAGAAAUCCUCCAGUUUUCAGUGUGAGCCCUAACACCAUACACCCUUGCUUGGGUGGUGUUAUAUGGAAUGUUUAGCUCAGCAGUAAGUACUUUUAUUCUUCUGAACCUCUGCAAGCCAAUGUCUACCUGUGGCAUUAUGUGCUUGUAGCUGCAGUAGAAGAUCUAAAAAGUUAGAUCACCCUGUCAACAAAUGCAGUGUUAUAUUAAAAGGGUUACUUUAAGCAUCAUAAACACUACCGCCUGCUGUAGUUAUGGUGCCCCAGUAAUGAGGCAAACCAUUCUUACAAUGGUUUGUCUUUUUGCCUAGGUUCCCAUGCACAGAAAUGACACUAAAAGGUCUGGAUCUCUAGUUGUAUUGCAGCUGUCUGAAACUUAAAUCAUGACUCUUGACACUUUCUUUCCAGGCUUCAGGUGUGGCUGUGUGUGAUAAAGUUAUCAAGACUUUCAAUGACAUGAAGGUGCGCAAAACUUCCACCACAGAGGAUAUGAAGAAACGCAAGAAGGCUAUCCUCUUCUGCUUAAGUCCUGAUAAGAAAACCAUUAUCCUAGAGGAGGGCAAGGAAAUUUUGGUUGGAGACAUCGGUACCACAGUUGAUGACCCCUACAAGACAUUUGUGAAAAUGCUACCCCUGGAUGACUGCCGUUAUGCCCUCUAUGAUGCCUGCUAUGAAACAAAUGAGACCAAGAAGGAGGAUCUGGUUUUCAUCCUCUGGUGAGCAUGUGCAAACUAGGGAAGAUAUUUAUAAAUCUGCUUCUAGCUUGGGGGAGUAAUGUAAAAUAAGACUGAAGCUAGAUGUCCAUUUUGUAUAUAACUUAGUGUGUGUAACUGGUUCUUGUGCCUCUGAUGAUCUGUUGCCUGAAAAUGGGGGGGGGGGGAUGUCCCGUUGACUGACUAACAUGUUUGUAGCAAACUGGAUUAAUCAUGCAUAAAUGGGCUCUUUUAUAAAAGUAAUAAGCUCCAAAACUGUUUUAGAAACUUUCAUUGUCUUGUUUUGGAAGAGACUACUAUAGUGAAAUACAACUUUUUAUUAAACCCUAGAAAAAGCAAUAUUUGCUCACACCCAAUUCUACAGCUCUGAGGCAGUGUCAUGGCAGCGAGACAAGGUGCUGGGGAAGUGACACACAAAUGGGGCUAUGGAGAAGGGCUGGGGAAGGGGCAAAGGAGAGAGGCUUUAGUCUGUUCAAUUAAACCUACAGGAUAUUUGGUAAAUUAUAACUAUUCAGAUUACUAAACUGGCAUUUCAUUUAAAAGACUGCCUAAAACUAAAUUGAAAUUUGCUGCCAAAAUUAACACUGCUCUGAGGAAAGUAGUGCUUAUCUAUGAAUCUGUCAGUCUAGAAGUCCUGCCAAAUUGUAUUGCACAACACAAACGUGGACACCCAGAAGCAUUUUGUGCAGCAGUGACUCCUUUCAAGAAUAGAUGACUACAGUUCUUCUUGAUAAUGGACAAAUUGUUUCAAAAGGCACUAAUAGCAGCUAUACAACUUUACUGUACAUAUUGGGCAAACUAUAAGCAUGUUUCUUUAGAUUACUAUAGAUAUGUUAAGAAUUUCAAAAUGGUGUUUAGUGUCUAUAUUUUUUAUUUUUUCCUCCUUUUUAGGUGCCCUGAUAAUGCUUCACUGAAAAGCAAAAUGAUCUAUGCCAGUUCUAAAGAUGCACUCAAGAAAAAAAUGACAGGUGAGUUGCUGCUUCUAAUGGAUUAUACUCUAAAGCACUGGAUUAAAAGCUCACAUAGGCUGUGCAUAGUGUGCCUUCCUUAAGGCAAAACGGAAGGUUUUGUGGAAGUAUUAGUUGGGUAGUGUAGCAUUUCCAG